Messenger RNA from Siniperca chuatsi (mandarin fish), 3324 nucleotides. It is a transcript of the gene chata, whose product is annotated as choline O-acetyltransferase a. Gene Ontology annotation, cellular component: neuron projection; cytoplasm. The transcript is spliced from 15 exons. Bases 261 to 2333 code for a protein of 690 amino acids. Gene Ontology annotation, molecular function: choline O-acetyltransferase activity. The record is from RefSeq and is a predicted model, not a curated record. Gene Ontology annotation, biological process: neuromuscular synaptic transmission; acetylcholine biosynthetic process. Lineage: Eukaryota; Metazoa; Chordata; Actinopteri; Centrarchiformes; Sinipercidae.
GGGUGAGGUACCACUCUCAGCAUCUCUCCUGAGCCAGCGAGCGAGUUGUGCUCUUGCCAUGCUGGGGAUUGAAAGAUGCUCAAAAUGAUAAAGGAUCAAAGUAGUAAAAUUUCAAAGACAUUCUGCCAGAAAUGGACUCAAGUCUAGAUGGAUAAACCUAAACUCCGUGCUUGAGCCCCGGGUCGAGGGGGAUUGUUUUUUCUUUCUGAGUCUGUCUCAAAGGUAAUCGGCCUGCUUGACUGCCGCUCUGCACCGCCAACAUGCCAGUUCUGGACCAAGAUCCCUCCAAAGAUUUAGGGGGCGGAGAUGGUCUUCCUAAGCUGCCGCUCCCUGCCCUGAAAGACACACUGGACAUGUACCUGAGGUGUGUGAAGCACCUGCUCACAGAGGAACAGUUCAACAAGACCCAAAAUAUAGUGAAGCAAUUUGGAGCCCCUGGAGGAGUGGGGCAGCUACUACAGAGCAAACUCAUGGAGAGGAGGGAGAACAAGGCAAACUGGGUGUAUGAAUACUGGCUGAAUGACAUGUACCUGAACAACAGGCUGGCUCUGCCCGUCAACUCCAGUCCUGUGAUGGUCUUCCCACAGCAUAACUUCAGGGCUCCCAUUGACUCUUUAAGGUUUGCUGCACACUUAAUUUCUGGAGUUUUGGAGUACAAGACUCUUCUUGAUGCACGUGCUCUGCCUGUGGACUACGCCAGGGGCCAGCUGGCUGGAACCCCUCUGUGUAUGGAGCAAUACUAUCGCCUCUUCUCUUCCUACCGCCUACCAGGGCCUGAGAGGGACACACUAGUGGCCCAGGAAAGUAGCGUGAUGCCAGAACCUGAACACAUCAUUGUGGCUUGUAAAAACCAGUUUUUUGUGCUGGAUGUGGUGAUAAACUUUCGCCGACUGAAUGAAAGAGACCUGCUGACUCAGCUGGAGAAGAUCGUCAGGAUGGCUGACAGCGAAGAAGAGCAGCUCCCACCCAUUGGUCUUCUCACUUCAGAUGGACGGACAGAGUGGGCAGAGUCUCGUAGUGUGCUAAUGAGAGAGUCUACUAACAGGGACUCUCUGGACAUGAUUGAGCGUUGUCUGUGUCUAGUCUGUCUUGAUGAAGCUACUGGGCCUGAGCUAAGUGACACCACACGUGCCAUGUUGAUGCUGCAUGGCGGAGGAGUGGCCAAGAAUGGGGGCAACCGCUGGUACGACAAGCCCAUGCAGUUUGUCGUAGGAGCUGACGGCUGCUGCGGAGUCGUGUGUGAACACUCACCAUUUGAAGGAAUUGUCCUUGUGCAGUGCACAGAGUAUCUUCUCAAAUAUAUGAUUGGCAGCCCAUCAAAGUUGGUGAGGGCUGCAAGUGUGAGCGAGCUGCCUGCACCACGCAGACUCCGCUGGAAAUGUACUCCAGAGAUUCACAAACUCCUCGCCUCUUCUGCUGACAAACUAGAGAGGCUGGUGAAAAAUCUGGACAUGAAUGUCCACAAAUUCUACGAUUACGGGAAAGAAUUCAUCAAGAAGCAGAAAAUGAGUCCGGAUGCCUACAUCCAGGUUGCUCUUCAGUUAGCCUACUACCGAUGUCAUGGCAGACCAGUGUCGACCUAUGAGAGUGCUUCUAUACGGCGUUUUAAGGAAGGCAGAGUGGACAACAUCCGCUCAGCCACACCAGAAGCCAUGGCCUUUGCCAGAGCAAUGACUCAUGGGGAACUGAGCACAAGCGAUACAGAAAAGAUGGAGCUGUUACGAGGUGCCAUAACUACACAGACAAAGAAUACUAUUCUGGCUAUUACAGGGAACGCAAUAGACAAUCAUUUACUAGGACUUCGGGAAAUUGCACAUGAACUGAAGAUAGAGAAGCCAGAAAUGUUCAAAGACGAAGCCCAUCUCAUCAGCAAUCAGUUCAUUCUCUCUACUAGCCAGGUCCCUACUACUGUUGAGAUGUUCUGCUGCUACGGACCCGUGGUUCCAAACGGAUACGGAGCGUGCUACAACCCUCAGUCAAACUACAUUAUCUUCUCUGUGUCCAGUUUCCACGAUAACCCACAGACAUGUUCAGCAGAAUUUGUAAAGUGUCUGGUGCGGGGACUCCUGGACAUGAGGGAUCUGUGCAAUAAAUGUAACUCCAGCUCCAACCCGACCGCCCAAAGACAGGGUCAGACGCUGGAGACGCACACGCAAACAGACACAAACUGGCAAAAUAAAACUCCAAAGCAGAGACCGGCUGACCUGACCAAGAAUCAGCAAACACUGCCACAGGUUCUGCUGAAACUACCGGACCAGCCUAAAGUGGAGGCUCAAACGCAGACUUCAUCACAGGGAGAGGCACAUGCUUUGAAGAAUGGAAGUAAAUCAUAGGAAACUCCCAGUGAAAAUAGCGGCGGUGUGAUUUUAAAUGUGUGUUUUUGUGCUGCAUCAAUGUACUGUAUACCUCUUGAGUCAUUCACAAAAUAUACAUUGUAGCUGUGAAAAAAAAUGUUAUGUAAAGCUAGUUUUGUUGUUUAAUGUAUUGUAAAAUGUAUCAAGUGCUGAUGAUAAUCUAAUCUAUUUAUUCUUAGAAAAUAUUAGAGGUGUUUGGAUGUUAUAGAGGACAUUUUCUGCUGUCGUCACACAAAAAAAAGUUGAAUAUACAGCAGUAAUUCAAAUGUCUAUCAAAAUGGCUACUGUACGUAGGUAAAAAUACAAGCCAAAUUAAAAAGGAAAAAGGAGAGCCAAACACUCAAGAUUCAUUCUCCCUUUUCCAUGUCUGCAUUAUUUUGCCCAUGAAGCCUGUCAGUCAGUUUGACAGAGCAAAAGUAGUCUGUGAGUUAUGAUAAAUGGCUGAUUGUCUCACUAUACAGUAUGUCAACUUGCAAAUCGCAUGCUGCUAUCCAAUGAUUUUCUGAAGAUUAUGGUACAUUGUAAAACUAGAAUCUUCUAUGCAAUUUCCAUUUGUGUUGUAUUCAUAAAUUGAUGUGUCUAUUGUACCAACAAUACAUGCGGUAUUACUAAAGUGUCUGUUCAAAAAAGUAUCCUUUGAUAAAAUCAUUAGACGUUUAGUUCAUACUGUACUGUAUUCCAUAUACUGGGACUCAUACUGUGCUUGUGUACAUAAGAAACAAAAAAACAACUGACCAGGGAUAUUGUUUAGUUUAAGUGUGAUGAAAACUGUGUAUUUGUACAUUUAUGAGCAGAAUAUAUCAAUUAAGUUAUUUAUUUUUGUAUGAUAUAGCCUAAUGUUACAGGGUGUAAAUGUAAGUUUGAAAAGUAAGUAUAUGAAAUGUACUAACCAAAGGUGAUGACUGUGUUUAUGACUGUCUAAGUAUUGUAUUUAUGAAGUGUUGAAGAUUAAAAGAAACCAAAAUCAGGA